Eucalyptus grandis is the source of this 1435-nucleotide messenger RNA. RefSeq names its product ethylene-responsive transcription factor 3. Gene Ontology annotation, molecular function: DNA-binding transcription factor activity; DNA binding. Lineage: Eukaryota; Viridiplantae; Streptophyta; Magnoliopsida; Myrtales; Myrtaceae. Bases 492 to 1157 code for a protein of 221 amino acids. The record is from RefSeq and is a predicted model, not a curated record. Gene Ontology annotation, biological process: regulation of DNA-templated transcription. The transcript has a single exon.
GGUUCUCGCGUUGCCAAUUCCGAUUUCAUACCACUAAAGCCCAUCAAUCCGACUCCUAUUUUGGCCCGAUUGGGGAAAGAGAUUCGAGUUUCCAACCACCGGGAGGAGGGCAUUCCGGUCAUUUCGCGCCCCCCUGUCCGGUGGGAGAAUCAAAAGGAGGGGAAGAAAGAGCUGAGAACGGAUUUCAACCAGUCCGUCGCCACGAGCGACGAGAGAUCAGUUCAGAAAUCGGAAUCUGAGGAAGAAGAAGCACCCGCCGCCGCCACCGCGCCGCCGCCGCCGCCGCCGACGAGCCGUCGCGAGAGAGAGAGAGCGAGCGAGCUCAUGCAGAGGUCGAAAACCUAGCCAUCUCUGUUACGAGGUGGUUGACAUAUACGCGCACAAAUUCCUAACUCCACCAAUCUCUCUCUCUCUCCCUCCCUUCCCCCUACACUCACCUACCGUCUCCAUCUCGCCCCCGAAACCCUCCCCACCCCACCCACUUCCCAACCAUGCGACGGCCCGGGGCCACCGCGGGCGCGGCGGGUUUCGCGGCGGCGGACGCCCGAUCGCCGCCGGAGAUCAGGUACCGGGGCGUGCGGAAGCGCCCGUGGGGCAAGUUCGCCGCCGAGAUCCGGGACCCGGCAAAGAAGUGCCGGAUCUGGCUCGGCACCUUCGCCACCGCCGAGGACGCGGCCCGGGCCUACGACGCGGCGGCGCGCGAGAUCUACGGGGCCAAGGCGCGGACGAACUUCGCCGCGGACCCCCAGUCCGUCGGCUCCCAGGCCACGGGCCUCGACCAGGCGCACAACCGGCCCGACCUCGAGGUCGCCAGCGACGGCUUCGACGCCAGCCGGCCGACGAGCAGCAGCUUGAGCAGCACCGUGGAGUCGUUCGGCGGGCCUAGGGUUGCGAACCGGGUCCCGGUGGCCGUCGCCGUCGCCGCCGCCGCCGACCGGAGACCGGUCCAGCCGGUUCCGGGCGACGAUUGCCACAGCGACUGCGGUUCCUCCUCGUCCGUGGUCGAUGAGGUGGAGGACUGCUGCGCGACGCCGGCGCCGGCGCCGCUCAGCCGCCGAGCUCUGCCGUUCGAUCUCAAUCUUCCACCGCAGAUGGACUGCGCCGGCGGCAGCGACGAGCUCAACGGUGAUGAUCUGGCCACUGCUCUGCGCCUGUGAAGUGAUGAUGAUUUAUGGCCUCUGGAGUUUGUGUUAUCUUCCAUCUUCCUGGCUUCAAACUUUUAUCUUUCCCACUCUCAUUGAUUGAAAAAAAAAGAAAUCUGGAAAAAAACUUGGCUGCUUUGGUUUUUUUCGCCGAGUUAGAUUUUUAGUUCGAAAAGAUUCACGAACUGUGGCUGCCCGACAUGAUCUGACUGACGAGCCCAAACAAUUGUACGUAUGAAUUUGAAGAUUGAAGUUGGAUCAUGUGAAUAUGAUGCAGUGUUCCUCUCUUUUGA